Molecule: messenger RNA, 2343 nt
Organism: Rubroshorea leprosula
Lineage: Eukaryota; Viridiplantae; Streptophyta; Magnoliopsida; Malvales; Dipterocarpaceae
Source: the annotation of a GenBank genome assembly
AGAUAGUUAUGGCUUCUGUGACAAAGAAUCCAGACCUGAAGAAGAUUCAAGGAGAAAUUGCAGAUCAAUUAGGUCUAGAUCUCCGUGGGGAGACUGAACUUGGGAGGGCCUAUCACCUAAAGGAGUAUUUGAGGAAAAAGAAGAAGAUUCUUGUGAUUUUAGAUGAUUUCUGGGCGAGGCUAGAUUUGGAUGCCCUUGGAAUUCCAUUGGAAAACAAAAAGAGUGAGGCAAGUUCAACUGGAGAAGAACAGAUGCAACUCAAGAUUCUCUUCACAUCUAGAGAUUUGGAUGUUUUAUCUUGUGAUAUGGGUGCUGAUGAAAAGAUCCCAGUUGGUAUUUUAGAAGAUGAAGAAGCAUGGACACUUCUGAAGAAGAUAGUCGGCGGUGAAGUUGAAAAGUCUGAGUUAUUGCCUAUGGCAACGGAGAUAGUGGGAAAAUGUGCUGGGCUGCCGCUGGCUGUUGAAACAGUAGCAAAAGCUUUGAAAGGUAAGGAUGCUUCUGCAUGGAGGGAUGCUGUACUACAACUGAAAAGGCCCUGUCAAGAGAGUUUCACGGGGAUACCUGCAAAUGUUUAUUCAGCAAUAGAAUUGAGUUACAACCAUUUAGAAGGAGAAGAGCUCCGGCAAACUUUCUUGCUUUGUUGCUUGUUGGGACACAAUUCUUCUAUUAAAGACCUGCUAAGUUAUGGAAUCGGCUUAGGCUUAUUCCCUAAUGUCAAGACAACAGGAGAGGCUCGAGACAGAGUACUAACAUUGGUUAGCAAUCUAAAGUCCUCCUCUUCUUUGCUGCUUGAUGGUCAUAGCAAUGAUUGGUUUGAUAUGCAUGAUAUUGUACGUGAUGUCGCCAUAUCAAUUGCCUUAAGGAGCCAGCAUUGGUUAUCAAUAGCAGCAGAAGACCAUAUACCCAAGGGGGGGUCAGAUUUCAAAUGGAUCAGUCUACAAAAGGCUAAUACUAGUGAGCUUCCUGAUCAAUUGGAAUGUCCAAAGCUUAUCUUAUUUUAUUUGGACAGCAAGGAUCCUUCCAUGAAAAUUCCAGAAAACUUUUUCCGGGGAACACAAGAACUCAGAGUCCUGGAUUUCACUCAUAUGUGUUUCUUAUCCUUGCCUUCAUCAAUCUGCUUCCUAAAAAACCUCCAUACAUUACAUGUGAAUGGAGGUGUUUUAGAAGACAUGGCUAUUAUUGGAAAGCUGGCGAGUUUGGAAGUCCUUAGCCUUUUACAAUCAGAUAUUGUAGAGGUGCCAACGGCAAUUGGGCAGCUAACCCAGCUAAAGCUCUUAGAUUUGAGUGAUUGUACUAAACUCAAAAUCAUUCGGCCACAUGUCUUGGCCAGUUUGUCCAAACUAGAAGAGCUAUAUCUGAGAAAUAGCUUCGAUCAUUGGGAUGAUGGGGAAGGAGGAAAUCAAAGAAAUGCUAGCCUUGCUGAGUUGAAAGAUUUGCAUAACCUGGCUGCUCUAGAUGUACAUGUACGUGAUGUCCAGCAAAUUCCAAAAGUUGGCUUGUUGUUUGAGAGAUUGAAAAGAUACAAGAUCUUCAUUGGAGAGGUGUGGAAUCUCCGGGGCAGUUCCUUCAAAAGCUCAAAAAUAUUGAAGCUGGAGCUGAAUACAAGCAUUAGUUAUAGUCAUUCAAUUUUCGUGCUGUUGAAGAAAGCAGAAGAGCUACAUAUAGAGGUAUUAAAAGGUUUCAAGAAUGUAGUUCAUGAUUUAGAAGCUGCAGGUUUUCAGGAACUGAAGUAUCUUCAUGUCAAAAAUGCUCCAGAGGUUGAACAUAUUGUCAACUCAUCAGUGGUGUCUGUAUUUCCAUUCUUGGAGGAACUUUUUCUGCAGAAUUUGGAUAAUUUGGUGAAGAUAUGUCAUCGCCGGUUCAGAGGAACAUGUUUUGGGAGAUUAAGCAUUAUAACUGUUAAGUCUUGUAAUCAGUUGAAAAAUUUGUUCACAUUCUCAAUAGCUAGACAACUUCACAAACUCAAAGAAAUUAGAGUGAUGAAGUGUAACAAUAUGACACAGAUUGUUGGUGAGGAGUUGCCAGGGGUGAUGGAAAUAGCAGAAGCAAGUGAAACUUUAAAGCUUUCCGAACUACGGUCCUUGCAAUUGCAAUAUUUACCGAAGUUUCUGUGCCAUGGAAAUGAGGAAACAAGUGAUCCAAGCUCCAACUCGGCACCACUUUUCGGUGAAAAGGUAUUUAAAUUUUCUUUUAUACAGUAUAUUGGUGUACAUAAAAAACUAAACAGAGUAAUUAGAAGGAACUUGGUAAAGAUUUACUAUGCUCUAAGUAAAGAAUCGAUGAAAAUUACUACUUAAGUCGAAUUUUUAAUGUUAUAUAUGUGAUGGCUGCUAGUUAAUAUGU